This is a messenger RNA of Trichogramma pretiosum, 1026 nucleotides long. RefSeq names its product odorant receptor 82a-like. Gene Ontology annotation, molecular function: odorant binding; olfactory receptor activity. Gene Ontology annotation, cellular component: plasma membrane. Gene Ontology annotation, biological process: detection of chemical stimulus involved in sensory perception of smell; sensory perception of smell. NCBI's taxonomy places the organism in Eukaryota, Metazoa, Arthropoda, Insecta, Hymenoptera, Trichogrammatidae. The transcript has 9 exons. The record is from RefSeq and is a predicted model, not a curated record. Bases 1 to 1026 code for a protein of 341 amino acids.
AUGGACCUGCAUAAUUAUUUCAAGUAUAACGAAGUUUUAAUGAGUUUAUGCAGUCAGUGGCCGUAUCAAUCAGUUGUCAAAGCAAAAAUAAUUAGGGGUUUUUUUAUAUUGCAGCACAUAAGUAUUUGUAUACCAGAGUUCAUUAGAUUCAUAGAACUUCGCAAUGAUUUAGAUAAUGUAGUGACUUGCAUAAUACCAAUUAUUUAUAAUAUUGGUGUUUUUAUUAAAUUUUUGAAUGCAGUGAGAAAUAUGAACAAGAUUAAGAACAUUAUUGAAACAAUAAAAUGUGAUUAUACUGAGAUUAUUGAUAACGUAGAAGUUCAAAUUUUGCAUAAAUAUGCUUCGUUUGGCAAAUUCUUAACACUCGGAUAUAUUUCUAUGUGUGCUUUGACACUCAUCUUGUAUCUGGCAUUGCCUUUAUCACCAGUGAUUGUAGAUAAAUUGAAUCCAUUAGAAAAACCCCGCCCUAAAUCGUUAAUUUACAUGGUCCAGUUUUACGUUGAUCAAGAAAAAUAUUUUUACGUUCUUUUGUUACAUUCUUACAUCACAACAGCUGCUGGUGUGUUGCCUAUUUUGGCAACAGAUACUUUCUAUGCCAGCAUUGCUCAGCACGCGUGCGGCAUGCUUGCUAUUCUCGGACAUAGACUCGAAAAGGCAAGAUAUUCCGAGCUAAAUCAUGUCGAAAAAUCCGUAAACCAAUAUAAGGGAACAAUUUUAACCUGGGGUCAAUUACACAAUAUGAUAAGAUAUGGAAUGUUUACCGCGGCACAGAUGUUCCAUUUAUUAUUUUAUUGCUAUCAAGGUCACAGUGUUCUGGACAAAAGUUUAACAAUAAAUGAUAGCAUAAAUAAAUCUAACUGGUAUGGAUCGUCCAUCAGAACAAGAAAACUUUUGACUAUGAUGAUUAUGAGGAGUCAAAAGCCUUUGAAAUUAACCGCUAAAUUAUUUCCCCUUACUUUACCUCAUUUCACAUCGGUCUUGAGGACAUCCAUGUCUUAUUUUACUCUUUUAAAAUCAGUCCAAUAA